CGGGUGGAGCUUGUGAACGUGGGAACGUAUGUGGGCUGCUGCUGCUGCUGCUGCUGCUGCUGCUGGUGCUUGUUGGAGUGAAAAUUCUUUGACAGGGGGGAUGAGGCGACCUGUGCACGGGCACUGACGGGAGAAGUUUGUUUUUGCUGUGUCGCCGGGCAGGUUUUUCUCUGCCGAGUCAACGCGGAGGAAGACUUGAGAGCGGCAAAUGAAUUGUAGUAGUCCAAGCAACAGGGCACGGAGCGAAAUGUCAGAGACUGUUUCAGACGCGAGCCACGGGAAGAGCGACUAGUAGGCUACACCGCAACGCGGAAAAUAUCCAGGGGAGAGAGAAUGCGAAUGGUGCGAAGAUACCGAAAUCAAACAAAAUGGAAACGAUGUAGCGUCGCUGCGGCAUUUCACAUAGCUAGAACUAACGAUAGAGUAGAGAAUAGAUAGCCAAGGAGCUAGCACGUCAACUAACAUACAUGUAAAGUUAUUCCCCAGAGGAGCCGAAGUGGAGCCCGGAGGCGUCUGUUGACUCGGAGGAGUUCGCCAGUACUGCGGAAUUAAAGACACAAAAAAAAAAAAAAAAAAGAGAGAGAAGAUGCUACGGAGAGGACUGAACCGUCUGCUCGGUGGCGAUGAGAGAAGAGUAGACAGUAGGACAAUCUACGUUGGUCAUCGGCAGUGUCCUGCCAGUGAGGCUUUCAUCCCACCCAAGUUCUGCGAUAACAGGAUUGUGUCCUCCAAGUAUACAGUUUGGAACUUUCUACCAAAGAACCUGUUUGAACAGUUUAGAAGAAUUGCCAAUUUCUACUUCCUUAUCAUCUUCCUGGUACAGGUGAUAGUGGACACCCCCACCAGCCCAGUCACCAGUGGCCUACCAUUAUUUUUUGUGAUUACAGUAACUGCUAUCAAGCAGGGCUAUGAGGACUGUCUACGGCACAAGGCUGACAACGAGGUGAAUAAGUACCCAGUGACCGUGCUAGAGGAUGGCCAGAGGACACGGAAGGAGAGUGAAAAGAUCAAGGUGGGGGAUGUCGUGGAGGUGGAGGAAGACGAGACCUUUCCCUGUGACUUAAUACUGCUGCAGUCGAGCCGAGAUGACGACACAUGUUUUGUUACCACAGCGAGUCUGGAUGGAGAGUCCAACCAUAAAACACACUACACGGUGCCAGACGCAGGGAAGGAUCUGGAAUCUCUCAAUGCCACCAUUGAGUGUGAACAACCACAGCCUGACCUUUACAAGUUUGUUGGUCGUAUGCACAUCUACACAAACAAUCAGGAACCCGCAGUGAGGUCUUUAGGCCCAGAGAACCUUCUUCUGAAAGGGGCGACUUUAAAGAACACACAGAAGAUCUGUGGUGUUGCAGUUUACACGGGCAUGGAGACAAAGAUGGCUCUCAACUACCAGGGCAAAUCUCAGAAGCGCUCUGCUGUGGAGAAGUCUAUUAAUGCCUUCCUUCUGGUGUACCUCUGCAUAUUGGUGAGCAAAGCCCUAGUGUGCACUACACUCAAGUAUGUAUGGCAGAGCAAGCCGGGACAGGACGAGCCGUGGUACAACGAGAAAACCCAGAGAGAGAAGGACACAAAUCUGUACCUAAAGAUGUUCACCGACUUCCUGUCCUUCAUGGUCCUCUUCAACUUCAUCAUACCUGUGUCCAUGUAUGUAACGGUUGAGAUGCAAAAGUUUUUGGGUUCCUUUUUCAUCACGUGGGACAAAGAUUUCUUUGACCCUGAAAUCCAGGAGGGGGCGCUGGUCAACACUUCAGACCUCAAUGAGGAGCUUGGACAGGUGGAGUAUGUCUUCACAGACAAGACGGGCACCCUCACUCAGAAUAACAUGGAGUUCAUCGAGUGCUGCAUCGACGGCUUCCAGUACAAAUACCGGGACGCGAGCACAGAGUUGGACGGAUUCUGUGUCACAGAUGGACCUGUGAGCAAACUACAGGAGAAAGCUGGCAGGGACAAAGAAGAGCUUUUUCUGCGCGCCCUGUGUCUGUGCCACACAGUCCAGGUGAAGGAGUUUACAGAGCAAGAUCAAGGCCCAGGGGACGGACUGAUGGACCAAGUAGAUGGAUUAGGAGUGGAUGAAGAGGAGCCCUAUCCACCGCAGGAGCAGAGGGGCUUUAUUGCCUCCUCUCCUGAUGAGGUUGCCCUGGUCAAGGGUGCCAUGAAGUAUGGCUUCACUUUUCUGGGUCUCGAAAGUAAAACCAUGAAAAUCCGCAACAGGAACAAUGAUGUUGAAAUGUAUGAACUGCUCCAUGUGUUGAACUUUGACCCAGUGAGAAGGCGAAUGAGUGUAAUCGUCAGAUCUAAAUCAGGUGACACACUACUUUUCUGCAAGGGAGCAGACUCUUCCAUCUUCCCCCGAGUCAGACAAGAGGAGGUUGAAAGGAUACGCAUGCAUGUGGAGCGGAACGCAACAGAGGGCUACAGGACGCUCUGUGUUGCCUACAAACAUCUUAGUGCAGAGGAGUACGCCCGGGCAGAUGCGGGGUUAAGGGAAGCUAGACUGGCUCUACAGGACAGAGAGGAGAAGCUCAUGGAUGUUUACAACCAAGUAGAGACGGGAAUGAGUCUAAUCGGAGCCACUGCUGUAGAAGAUCGGCUUCAAGAGGAGGCUGCAGAAACGAUGGAAGCUCUGCAGGGAGCAGGGAUGAAGGUUUGGGUCCUAACGGGGGACAAGAUGGAGACAGCAAAGUCCACCUGUUACGCUUGUAGAUUAUUCCAGAGGAACACAGAGCUGUUGGAACUUACAGUGCGAACUCUGGAGGAUGGAGGGAGGAGGCGCGAAGAACGGCUGCAUGAGCUCUUGUCCGACUACCACAAGAAAACUGUCCAGGAUGCACCACCAGUAAAGGCAGGCGCCACCAGGAGUUGGGCUAUGACCAGCCAGGAUUAUGGUUUCAUCGUAGAUGGAGCCACUCUGUCGAUGGUGCUCAACUCAUCGUCUGGAUCCAACUCAAAUCUUUACAAGAACAUGUUCCUUCAGAUUUGCCAAAACUCCACAGCUGUUCUGUGCUGUCGCAUGGCUCCUCUACAAAAGGCCCAGAUUGUUAAAAUGGUGAAGAACUCUAAAGGCAGUCCAAUCACCCUUUCCAUUGGAGAUGGAGCCAAUGAUGUCAGCAUGAUUUUGGAAGCUCAUGUUGGCAUCGGCAUUAAAGGUAAAGAAGGCCGGCAGGCGGUGAGGAACAGUGAUUAUGCCAUCCCUAAACUCAAGCACCUCAAGAAACUUUUGUUGGCUCAUGGGCAUCUCUACUAUGUUCGCAUUGCACACCUGGUGCAGUAUUUUUUUUACAAGAACCUUUGCUUCAUCUUACCUCAGUUUUUGUACCAGUUCUUCUGUGGCUAUUCUCAGCAACCCCUGUAUGAUGCGGCCUAUUUGACGAUGUACAACAUCUGCUUCACCUCUAUGCCCAUCCUGGCCUACAGCCUUUUCGAGCAGCACAUUUGCAUUGAGGGUCUUCUGGACAAUGCCACCCUCUACAGAGAGAUUGCUAAGAAUGCCAUGUUACGCUGGAGACCCUUCCUUUACUGGACGAUGCUGGGAGUCUUCCAUGGCUUGUUGUUCUUUUUCGGUGUUCGAUACUUAUUCAGUAACCCAGCCCUGCAGGAUAAUGGCCAGAUUUUCGGGAACUGGUCAUAUGGAACGAUUGUCUUCACUGUCCUUGUCUUCACUGUAACCCUAAAGCUCGCUCUGGACACGCGGCACUGGACGUGGAUAAACCAUUUUGUCAUCUGGGGUUCCCUGGCCUUCUACGUGUUUUUCAGCUUCUUCUGGGGAGGCAUAAUAUGGCCUUUCCUGGGGCAGCAGCGUUUGUACUUUGUGUUUGCCAACAUGCUGAGUUCAGUGUCAGCUUGGCUGGUCAUCAUACUGCUCAUCCUGCUCAGCUUACUGCCAGAACUCCUGAUCGUGGUGCUCCGAGAGCCCCGCGGCCCCAACGCUCGACAGAAGAAGCUGGUUCAGUCGAGCGUGGGGGGCCUCCAGUCUCCCCGGUCUUCAGCCAGGCCCCUGCUCAUGAGAACCUUUUCAGAUGAAUCCAAUACUGUCAUUUAAACAGCUGUCAGAGGAACGCCUCCUACAAACAUCCAGGUCGCCCCGGUCACACCACUAUCCUAUAAGCACCUGAUGGAGCGCGAGUGAAAGGCAGCAAGGACUCAACAAAGGCAGGACGCAGCCUCAGUCUGGGUCCCGUUCCAGUCAGGGCAGCCUGCCAUCUUAAAUUAGGGGGAGGAAGAUAAAAAAAAAAAAAUAUAUGACGACAAAGAAGAAUUCUAACGUGGGGAGGGGAUGAAAAGCAGUCUUUUGACUCGCGCGUUUCUUUUCCACACAGUCCCCUAACCACCCACUUUCCCAUGCAUGCCUGCAGAGCAGUGCCCUGCGUUAUUUUAUAAAGUAUCUACACAGGUGACGGGCAUGAGUUUUCUUUCUUUCACUUUUUUAACUCUAGCUUACAAAUGAAUGCAUACAUGGCUGCCUUGUCAGUAGCUCUAUUCAACUGCUGUGUUUCAGCAAGCAGUUGUAAUCUCCACUCCAUGAAUGGUACAUCUGCAUGAAAGAAGGCGCUAAAGAACUCUCCACUGAUGGUCAGUCACUGUAUUUUGCAAAACAUUUUGUUUGAUUAUAUUCUAAGCGGUUAUGAUUCAAGAGGUUGUUCCACUUUACACUUAUUCUUUAAAUAGUAUGUUUUAAAAAAAAAAUGCACUCAUCAAAGAUCCAAAUCAUUCAAGAUGACAAGUUAUUGAAUGUGACUUCAGUCCAGGUCAGAGCAGCAAACAGACUGUUAGAGUAAUUUUGUGGUUUAUAAAUGAUUGUAAUUACUUGAUUUUAUUGAUGAAUCUGAGAAAUACUAAGGUGACACAGGGGUUAAGUGUGGCCAUAUUAAGACUCAAUCCAAAAAGUGUGCGUGUUCAUGUAAGAUUGUGGAAUGGAUUAGAGAUGUUAAGUGUAUUCGGGCAAUGAAACGUUGCCUGGACCGUGACCUAAAUCUUCCAGCCUCAGAGAUAAUUUAAGAGUCCAAUUAAGAUGAAUAAAUUAAUAUAUAUGCUGUACUGUAUAUAGCUCGGAGAUAUAUGUUAGCAUCUGCUCAAAGCCAAAAAGACGAUUAGUACGAUCAGAUCCCGUCCACACUAGUGUCACCUGGCAGUGACAGGUCGGCGUGUGUUUGUCUGUGUGUGUUACAUAAGUAAGUGCAAAUGUACUGGACGAGAAAAGCCACAAAUGCCUGCGUGUAAUGAAAACCAGGAUUACUUGAACCUUGUUGAUUUAGUUCUAUUAGACAUAUUCUGCACUAUUAAGGAAACUGGUUUCUUCAUUAAGCAGAUCAUCACAGAAGGCACAUGAAUAUAUGCCUGAGUGCAAAUUUACACCAGUUAGAUGAGAGCAUUACACAAACAAUAACCUAACACAAUGUACACGUUUAUGCACACAUGCACUAAAGCCUAAAUGAGGUAUUUAUAUUCAUUACCCAUUAUCUAGCUUGCAUAUUUUGUCUCAGGCUGAAGUUAGAACAGAAAGAAAUUCAGCUCCAGAUCUGCAGAGUCAGCGUAUUUAAUGCCACUGUGACUCUCUUCUCUCUGUUCUUGGUCAUAUCUGCUGACCAGCACGGUGAUAGGGUGCACCCUUCGGCCCUUUGUUCCUUCCUUUAACUCCUCGUGUGUAGUGCUUCAUACAUUCCAUUUAAACAUGAUUCACUUUUAGAUACUGUUUUGAAAUGUUUUGUUCCCCCCCCCUCUUUUCCACAUAUAUUGUCUACUUUGCAUAUUUAUUAUUACGUGUAAUUUUACUCACAAAUGUUAUAUUUUUACUACAUGAAUCUUUUUUAUUGUGGAGAGUGUUCAGCUUCGUGCCAGUUGAGUUAGCUUGUUUUACUGAAGCUCUGACGUGAGCCCACGCUGUUUCCAUCUGAUCGUCUUUGUCAUGUGUAAAGAGACAGGCAGCCCCUUCUCUCAACAAGCUCAGCCCCGACUUCUUAAUGUCAGCCUGGGAGCCACGUUUCGUGUCGCCAACUGUUGUGGAAGAUUUUAAAGUUUACUACGCCACUGAUCCCCCACUUAAACUUUACUUGUACUGUGAGUACUGUCCAGUACUGGCUUUGUGUUCAACCCCACUGACUAGAGCCGGACAUAGCUGAUACAGUGCAUCGGCAGAAUGUAGUCAUAAUGCCAAUGGAGAUUUAAAAUAAAAAAUAAUAAUAAUAAAAAAAAGAUAUUAUACUGUCAUGUCUUUCUGCAUCAUUUCCUGCUAAAAAAUGGAAAGUCAAUGAGAUGUUUUCUACUGUGACAUGUUGCCUCCAGACUGCACUGUGCCAGUGAUACUGUAUGAAGACAUAUUGAGAGGGGCUGCCUGCUUUGUUAACAAAUAAAAACCUUUAAAUGACAUCAGAAAUACUAUUUUCAGAGCAUAUAUAUAUACACAUAUAUAUAUAUCUAAUGUUUUGCCUGUCUACAUGAAGAGUUAAAAACAAUGGAUUGUAUUUUUAAUGCAACCUUUUUCCAGCCACUUUUAUAAGAAAAUUAAAAUGUCUUCAAAAGAAAGAAGAAGAAAAAAAAAGCACGGGAGGCUCUGUGGUCGUGGUCUAUCCCUGUCUGUGAGGGGUGGAGGUGGACACCUUCAGGCACCUCAGUAGCUCUGUCGUAUAGCAGGGACACCUCGCCACCUCCAGCCUUUCGGGUCUCCAGCUUCAACACUCCAAACCUCCAAGCUGAAUGUACCUCUUUGGAACUCGUGUAUUCAAAAAGAUUUUCUGUAAUAAAAAGCAGAAUGUUUUCAAGAUAAA
Mugil cephalus (flathead mullet) is the source of this 6764-nucleotide messenger RNA. It is a transcript of the gene atp11c, whose product is annotated as ATPase phospholipid transporting 11C. Gene Ontology annotation, molecular function: ATPase-coupled intramembrane lipid carrier activity; magnesium ion binding; ATP hydrolysis activity. The transcript is spliced from 31 exons. Gene Ontology annotation, biological process: phospholipid translocation. The coding region runs from base 587 to 4042 and encodes 1151 amino acids. The record is from RefSeq and is a predicted model, not a curated record. Gene Ontology annotation, cellular component: trans-Golgi network; endoplasmic reticulum; plasma membrane. NCBI's taxonomy places the organism in Eukaryota, Metazoa, Chordata, Actinopteri, Mugiliformes, Mugilidae.